AAAUUGACAUAAUUUUGACAGUUAUAGUAUUUUGUAAAUUGUUACAUACAUCUUAAAAGUAUUUAUUUUGUUUACUUUAAAUUUGAAAUGCUCAUAACAAGACAGUAUAUGAAAAUUAUUAGUUGUAGGGCACUAAUAGAUAAAAAUAUUUCAACUAAACAAAAACUAGUUACGUUAUCUUGCCCUUGCCGCAAUCGUGUUUAUAGAACAUUCGCCAGUAGCGUGUCUACAAAAAAUCCUGGGAAUAUGAUUAUUAAAAAUGGAGCACAAUUUUCAAAUGUAUCGAAGGAUAAAAUUCCUCAAGUGACACCACACGGGUCGGCAUCGUCUGAACAAGUAUUAGAAAAAUUUAUUGCUGGUUUAUCGAGUGAUAUACAUCAAAAAAACAGGGUGUACAAAAAUGACUUGAUGAGAAUAAUCAACAAAGUGAAGGAAUUAAAUUUUUCAACAAAAAGACAAGGUCUGUUAUUAAUCAGAUGCUGCACAGAAUUGUUGCCCGAUGAAGCCAGCUCUUCACGAAUGGCUUUGGUUGAGAUAGUGUGGAAUGCACUGAAGCCUCAUACAAAAUUUGAGGUGGACCACUACAAUGAGCUGCUACGAGUAUAUAUAGCUAAUAACAGAACACUCACAGCCAGUUCCUUCAUCAGUCAGAUGACUCCUGUAAAACCGAAUAUCACUACAUAUGAACUAAUACUGAGAGCACUUGGAGAGGCUGGUGAUCUUAAUCAAGCUACCGAAGUGAUAUCAAACAUGAAAGCUCAAAAUCUUCCAGCCACCGAAAGUAUAUUCAAUUCACUUAUAAUUUGUCAAGGAAAAGCUGGCAAUGUCAGUAACAUUCAAGAGGUAUUGACAAUGAUGAAGUCUCUGAAACUUGAGAACUCUAUAGAGACCCACACAGCAACAAUGAAAGCCCUAGCAUACAAUAAGCAAAUUAAACUUUUAUUUGAAGAAAUGGAUAAAGCAGAAAGAAGUGGAUUACAGUUUGAUGAAGUUCAUAUCAUGGAGAUUGUGAAGACUUUAGCUAAUGUUGGAUCCUAUCAGUCUAUUCCUCGGGUUCUCCGUCAUCUUCCAGAAGAAACCCUCAAAACCCCAUCUAUUUCUCCAUACAUGCAAAGUGUGGCAACUUUGCUAGUAUUCCAGAAUCAUCCGAUAGUUGCGCUAGAAAUAUAUAAAUGUUUGCCCUUACCCUCUUUUGGGCCUAAGGAUGAUCAAGGACUUCAUGGAAGGAGCUUAGUCAGAGACUGCGUAAAGGCUUCUAUAUCAUCGAGCGUCAUAGGUCUCGUAACACAAGAACUAAUGUCCUCUGGAAGGAACCCAAUAGCCCUACAUAAUGCAGCGGAGGCGGCAUUGCAAUUGAACAAAGUGCCACUUGCUCUAGAUUUGUUUAUGCGUAUGAAACAGCUGGGCAUGCCGCUCAGACCUCAUUAUUUUUGGCCUAUUUUAUUGCAUAAUUCUAAAAGUUACGGGGAAAAAGGUAUCAUGAAUACGCUAUCAACUAUGGUUAACAUGGAAGUGAAGCCAGAUUACGACACUGUUAUGGACUACACAUUACCAUACGUCAGUUUCACCUCGCCCCAGAAUCUAAUGAAAAAGUUUCUAGAUACAGGCCUCACUGUGAGUACAGUGCUGACACCUAUGAUGGUCACGCUUUUGCAAACGGGACAAGUAAUGGCAGCUAGUGAAAUAUGUGAGUUAUUCCAAGGUAAAGUGGACGCGGAAAAGAUAUUGAAGCCCUUACUAAAAGGUUAUUUAAUAAGUGCCGAUGUUAAAUCAACCGUUCACAUAUUAGAAGAUAUUUUAAAGAAGGCCAUAGACAAGAAUAAGGAUUGGGUCGGCAGGUUCUUGUGUGUGUUUAUGCAACAUAAAAAAGUAUUGGAGGAUAUAUCUGACUUUUUGGAAUUGAUUAAGGCAAUAAAAGCGGCAGACAUAAAGAUAUCGACGCCGGCAGCUGAUUAUUGCAUCAGCCGACUGCCAGAAAAACAUGGUCAGGAUACCAUUGAUAUGUUCCGGAACAGCUUAAUUGAUAUCACUGAUGAACGACUCGUGGAUGAGAGUGAAAUAUUCAUGCAACAGAUGCCACAUCCUAAACAUAUGAACGAGGAAUCUCUAAAAGCGCAUCUCAAUGAGUUAGAGGCCAAGGGCAUGAACACACGCGGUGUACUGAGGAAGUUGCUGCAACAGUACUGCAGGGAAGGAAACCUGGCUGCGGCCAGGCAGAUAGCCGAAAAGUGCCAGAAAGAAGAGGUAUUCCUCUCAGCGGGCAUGAAAGCCGCCAUAUUUGAUUUACACGUGAAGUUAGGUGAACUUGACCUCGCAGAGAUAGCGCUUGCCGAUCUAAACAAAUCAUCGCCUAACUUCACGCUGGAUGAGUACAAAGUAAUAGACUUCGCGACCCUCAUGGUGUACAGGAAGAAAAUCGAUCAGGCAAUGGAGUUGAUCACCGAACAGUCUAAAAAGAGGCGUGUAGUAGGCGGUCGCGGUAUAUCAAUGAACUGCUGGCGCCUUCUGGACGCGACGGCGGCACACGGCUCGCAUAUUGAAACUCGUAAAAUGUUCGAACUACUUUCUUCGUUGCGGUAUUGCAAGCCUUCCAAUGUGAUUUUAGGACCAUUAAUACGUGUCCAUUUGAAGGAUAACAAUCUUCAAGAAGCAGUGAACGAGUUCUCUCGCCUUGCUUCCAAGUAUAAUAAAACGCCUCUGAAACACGAGCUACUCUGUGCUAUUCUAAAGGCCAUGGGCGACGGUCAAUCGGAGGAAACCUUUGUUACGAAUGAGAAAUCAAAUGGCAGACUUAAUAAACUGGUUCAGACCGUUUUAAAUGUUGACAAGAAAGUACAUGGAGCUGGGGAUGUUCAGCUGACUCUGAUAGCAGCUCUCGCCGAUGUUGGCUACAAGAAGACACUGCGUAAACUGUUCCUGGACCCCACCGUUAAGUUUCACCCGGAUGCUUUGCUCCGUCGCUGCGAGAGGUUCGCGGAUGAGCGGAAGGUGCUGGCCUUAGAGGCAAUUGCCCAGUGUGCUAAAGAUCUCAGACAUAUCGACAUUGAUGGAGUUUACGAACUCAUGCUGGAUGUAUUCCAACGCGAUGACAACUGCGUAGACGCAUUGGCCCUCUGGAACAGAAUGCAGGAAACGGACGUCACACCCUCCCAGAAAUUCGUACGAAAUAUUUGCUCACUGAUCAAAGCGAAUAAUAGACCUGUACCCUCAGAACUGUCUGUACUUCUUGACAAGCAGGCGAAGAAGGCAACAAAUGUUUAAUUUUAUUGUACUUACUAUCACAUUAAAGAAAUCAAUAAGUUUGUAUAGUGUCGACGUGCCAUGAAAAAAAAAAGAUAAAAAAAUGGACUCUUAAUUUCUAACUCUUAAUAAAUAGUUUCGUGGCCAUGUAAGGCCAUGUUCAUUAUGUAAGGCCACCAAUUAGAUAUACUGUAAAUGAUUAGCAUAUUAAUGUCUGUGAUAUUAAAUUAUUGUAUGAUA
Messenger RNA from Galleria mellonella (greater wax moth), 3480 nucleotides. Its product is annotated as leucine-rich PPR motif-containing protein, mitochondrial-like. The transcript is spliced from 16 exons. NCBI's taxonomy places the organism in Eukaryota, Metazoa, Arthropoda, Insecta, Lepidoptera, Pyralidae. Bases 88 to 3261 code for a protein of 1057 amino acids. Gene Ontology annotation, molecular function: protein binding. The record is from RefSeq and is a predicted model, not a curated record.